CACAGCAUGCCAAUGCGACCACGUCUUAAUGAGCACUAAAACAUUAUCUUCUUAAAAUGGGCUCAUUCUUGUGUUUGCGUUCAGCCUAACUGACUCAGGCAAAGAGCGCGCGCAAGGGAACGAACAGCUAUCACCAGAAUUUCCCCUUUGGCAGUACCUGCUGAUUGGGUCCUAAAAGCAAGCUGGUUUUAACUUUUAAUAUUUGGCUCCUGUGUUCUGCCAUGACUAGUCGCAAAAUACUGUUUCUCUAACCUAUCACUAGUUUUAGGACAAGGCGAGACAUUUUGGUAAGCAGCGCAGAUUGUUUCGUUUUUUGUCUCAUUGAAAAACGAGUGUGCGCGUAUGAGCGCGCGUGUAUCUGGUGAAGAUGUUUAGCGAAACCUUUUUAAGGAUGAUAUACCUUGGAUGUUUCCUGUUUCUUUGUGGGCUUACGCAUGCCAUACCAAGUUACCCUAUCUGGUGGUCCCUAGCGGUGGGCCACCAGUACUCGUCCCUGGGCUCCCAGCCCAUCCUGUGCGGCUCCAUUCCUGGCCUGGUGCCCAAGCAGCUGCGAUUCUGCCGGAACUAUGUGGAGAUCAUGCCCAGUGUGGCAGAAGGGGUGAAGAUCGGCAUCCAGGAGUGCCAGCAUCAAUUCAGGGGCCGUCGUUGGAACUGCACCACCAUCAACGACAAGGCCAUCUUCGGACCAGUGCUGGACAAAGCCACGCGUGAGUCAGCAUUCGUUCAUGCCAUCGCAUCAGCUGGUGUGGCGUUCGCGGUGACACGGUCCUGUGCAGAGGGUUCGGCCACCAUCUGUGGUUGUGACACGCGCCACAAGGGUCCGCCCGGCGAGGGCUGGAAGUGGGGCGGCUGCAGCGAGGACGUGGAGUUCGGCAGUAUGGUGUCCCGGGAGUUUGCAGAUGCCCGUGAGAACCGGCCCGAUGCGCGCUCCGCCAUGAACCGCCACAACAACGAGGCUGGACGAACAUCUCUGAAUGACAACAUGUUUCUGAAGUGUAAGUGCCACGGCCUGUCCGGCAGUUGUGAGGUGAAGACGUGCUGGUGGUCCCAGCCUGACUUCAGAGUGAUUGGAGACUACAUGAAGGACAAGUAUGACAGUGCUUCAGAGAUGGUGGUGGAGAAACACAAGGAGUCCCGUGGCUGGGUGGAGACGUUGAGAAGCAAGUACAACUUCUUCAAACCCCCCACGGAGCGAGACCUGGUCUACUACGAGAGCUCGCCCAACUUCUGCGAACCCAACCCAGAAACAGGCUCGUUCGGGACACGCGAUCGCACCUGUAACUUGACGUCGCACGGCAUUGACGGCUGCGACUUGCUGUGCUGUGGCCGGGGACACAACACCCAGACGGAGAAACGGAAGGAGAAGUGCCACUGUAUCUUCCACUGGUGCUGCUACGUCAGCUGCCAGGAGUGUGUUCGAGUCUACGAUGUUCACACCUGCAAAUAGAUAGGGCCUCUGGCACCACUCUUUCUGCACCUCACCCCAUUUUUUUAAAAAAUUUUAAGACUUCAACAUAUAAAACAAGAAGCUACUGUACGAGUCGGGCUCAGAGAACUUGAGAGGCUUUGAUUUGACUUUGAUCUAGUGUUAACCGACUCGGCUAUAGUACAGUCAGCUAAUAGGCAAAAGAAAUAUAGCCGCCUGUCAUGUGAUGCGGUGGAUUCAGCCUCUGUCUUAGAAUGCUGUGGUAGUUCUAGAACACAGAGGUGCGCCCAUGGAGGCUCCAUUCAGACAAACAACAUGAUGACGUUGAUGAUGUUGAUGAACACCAUCUCAUCGAUAGAGGCAAAAGAGGAGACCAUUACAGAGUGGGCUGAUUGUAGCCAAGGAGGGACUUCCAGUGAUUUCCAGAAAGGUGUUUCAAGGUAUUGGUUUCCUGACACAAGAAAAGAGAGCUGUAGGUUUUAUACGGGCUAUAUAAACUGUGCUGUUGACAAGCACCAUAUUGGUGAAUUAUCUGUGUACUCUGUGUCGUCACCUUCAUGUAGAGCAUAACAGCACUGUCUAAACCUUUGGGACACCAUACAAUCUAUGAUGAACAUGUCAUAUUUUUCUAUUCCCACUAGAUAGGCCAGCAGCAAAGUAAAAAUUGGCUAUAUUAUAAAACUGUAUGAAAACAAAAUGUAUAUUUUUAAUCUUAAUUCAAGGUUACGGUUAGGCAUAAGGUUAGCAGCAUGGUUAAGGUUAGGGUUAGGUUUAAAAUCAGAUUUGAGGAAGAUAAAUUGUAGAAAUUGGAGGGGUUUACGACUUUGCCGCUUGCCCAGAUAGUGACAACAAUAUUUUUCAAAAUAUUCUGUGGUACUCUCUGCUCUCCACCCUCAUGGUGUUAUUUUUUAAAUAAAAUGCUUAUGAGUUUAUAUAUCUACAAAAAACAGCAUUUCUGAGCUAUGUUCUCAACUUUGUAUUACCAUAACCAGGUUUCCAUCCAACCUUUUUAUUUGUUCAUGUCGGAUAUAGAAAUGUAAUGAAAGGCCUGAUGGAAACAGCAAAUUUGCCUAGUAAACUUCCAAAUUUCGACAAAACAAAAUACUUUAGACAAUGUGCAAACUUUUUGUGUUGGUAAAAUUAAUAAUGCAAAAAAUGACGCUGGAAAUGCUUUUAUCUUCGAGUCACGCGAUGACUUGUUGUGUGGUCCUCCCACUACGAUUUGUAAAAGAAUGCCAUUUAUUAGGCUACAGAUUAAAUAAAUUACGAUG
Messenger RNA from Salmo salar (Atlantic salmon), 2697 nucleotides. Its product is annotated as protein Wnt-3a. Gene Ontology annotation, cellular component: extracellular region. The record is from RefSeq and is a predicted model, not a curated record. Gene Ontology annotation, molecular function: cytokine activity; frizzled binding. NCBI's taxonomy places the organism in Eukaryota, Metazoa, Chordata, Actinopteri, Salmoniformes, Salmonidae. Gene Ontology annotation, biological process: neuron differentiation; cell fate commitment; multicellular organism development.